ACUGCUGUUAAUACUGAGCUAGCCAGUUUGUAGCGCUGCCAGUGGAAACCGUGGAAGAAAAUAGUCAGGUGUAGGUUGCCAGUCUAUAGACUUGGCCCACAAUCGUAACUCUGUGAAGCGGGGCGUUAGUCCCUUAAACCCCGUUUGAGAUGGCAGAAUAUAGCCAAACGGGUAUCUUGACGGCGCUUCUGCUGUUCACUGUUGUCACUGUAAAAGACGUUUACGUCGGGAGGUCCAUGAUGACUCAACACCCAGCGCAGGCCUCUGACAGCCUGAAUAUGGGGGCUGACCGUUUGCGGGAUGCCGACCCACAGAGGCUCAGCAAGCAGACCCUCUACACUGGGCCAGUGCUGAAAUUCCAGUUUUGCAUCUCCUGAGGGUAUAGCAAGGUGUUCCAGGAGUACUCCCGGUCCAUCAGCCAGUUGUACCCGGAUAUCCGCAUAGAAGGAGAAAAUUACCCUCCCACAACCAUUAACAAAUAUCUCGGAAAUAUUUUUUCCUACUUCAAACUUCUUGCCAUUGCCCUGGUUGUCAGUGGACAAAAUCCCUUCCCUAUGCUUGGACUGGAGACUCCCAGAGCAUGGACGUGGACUCAAGAAAAUAAGAUAUUUUCGUGCCUGAUGACAUUCUUCCUCAGUAACAUGUUGGAGACCCACUUCUUGUCCACCGGUGCAUUUGAAAUCACACUAAAUGAUGUACCAAUCUGGUCCAAGCUGCAGUCAGGAUACGUACCCAACAUCCAGGAGAUCUUCCAAAUCCUUGAUAAUCACAUUAAGAUGAAUCAAGUUGACAAGCUCUCCUUCCCAUCUCCGUAGUGCUGACAUUUAAGAAGAUUAGUAGGUCUCUGGAGCAGUUGAUCAGGUCAGUGGGACUGCAUUGUGGUGUAAUGAAGGCUUGGUCUGCAAACGGCUUGCUGUGAGGCCAGGCUGGAUGUCCCUGCCACUGAUCACACUUCCUCUGCCCUGGGAAACGCUCCCGUGUCCUCGAUCUAAACAAAAAAUAAGCACGCCACUAGCUGGCUUGGAUGAGAAGAUCCUGUCAUAUACUAGAUAGAUGUUUUAUGAGAGAAUAGUCCUAUAAGUGGUUUAGUUAAAGAAGGCUAAUGGUUUGCACUGCUGUCGUACCAAGUGCUUUUGUAAUGGGGUGGUUGUUUUUUCAGUUAGCCGUUCUGUGUCAAGUCUCCCUUGACUGUCUGAACCUUUACAUUGGGGACACUGGGGGGAUGGCUUGUUCUGUCCUGCUUGAGUUGACAAAAUCAGUUCUGUUUGAAAUGCUUAAUCUUUGAAUGUGAUUUCUUUCUUUACAACUAUAUUUCAGGUGUUAUCCAUGAUUGAAAUUGUUUUUUGGGGGAAAAAAUUAAUCUGAGAUUGAAAAAGGAGGGCUAAUUGCUCACUGCUACUUUUAAUGGUAAUUCUGUCUGAUGGAUCUUCUAGUGGAGAUGCUUGAUGUGUUUUCUGAGGACAAUGAAUUGUCCCACCAGCUUGCUGAUAAUGUAAAAGUAGCACAGAAGAAAGUUAAGCUGUACGUGCCCAGCUUCCUAACAAUUCAAAGUAGUGGAUAUUGUGCAACACAACAGCUAUAUUGUAUCUUCAUGAACUUGUGAAAGGAAUGGCUAAAGAAAGCACUGCUAGCUCAAUGAAAUGGUGUUAUGUAAAGAUCCCUCUCACUCAAUUUGACUUUGUCAACCACUCCUAAGUCGUGUGAAAAAGCACCCUUUGUUCUUGUAUCUGUGUAUGAAAUCAGAUGGUGUGGCUAAAACUCAAGGAUUAAAGCUGAAUAAAAUGUCUUGUCUUAAAGUAAUAAACAUUCUGAGAGGUUUCACUCA
Molecule: messenger RNA, 1825 nt
Organism: Coregonus clupeaformis (lake whitefish)
Lineage: Eukaryota; Metazoa; Chordata; Actinopteri; Salmoniformes; Salmonidae
Product: selenoprotein T2-like
Exons: 6
Biological process (GO): cell redox homeostasis
Cellular component (GO): endoplasmic reticulum membrane
Molecular function (GO): thioredoxin-disulfide reductase (NADPH) activity
Source: RefSeq, a predicted model, not a curated record